UUAAGCCACGCCACUCCACUCUUACUACCACCUAUCAUCAUUGGAAUCCUUCAUCUCCUACCUCUGGCUGCUCCAUGAAAAACAAACCACCCACUUCAGCUAGCUAGCAGCUGCCUGCCCGUGUUCACAAACUCUCUAGCAAUCUGGUUGCAUUUCGACCUAGACCACCAGACGGGCCGGCUGCUAGCAGAUCCGUGACGACUCUUUGUGCGUGAGAGUUCAAGAUGGAGGUGCAGGCGCAUGAGGCGACUGGCCGGAGGAGGGGCAGGACGAGCGGCGGCACGACGGCAGCGAGGGUGGUGGCGAGGAAGGAGGUGGAGAGGGAGAGAAGGCAGCACAUGAAGGUGCUCUGCGCCAAGCUCGUAUCCCUCAUCCCAAAGGAACACUUCUCCAACCCUGAUAAAAUGAGCCAGCUAGACAGACUAGACGAGGCCGCGUCAUACAUCAAGAAGCUCAAGGAGAGGGUCGAUGAGCUGCAACAUAGGAGGAGCUCUAUGCAAGCAAUGGCUGCCGCAAGAGGGACUAGUCGCACCUCAACACACACUACCACCCCAACAACGAGUGGCGGUCCAGGGUCGCCAGAAGGAGAGAAACAUUGGGAGGCAUCGGUGCCGGUUGUGGAGGUCCGGCAACAUAGUGAUACAAGCAUGGAUGUGGUGCUAGUAUGCAGUACACAGAGGCCGAUCAUGCUCCACGAGGUGAUCACCAUCCUUGAGGAAGAAGGCGCCGAUGUUGUCAAUGCCAAUCAGUCCGUUGCUGGUCACAAUAUCUUCUACACCAUACACACCCAGGCCUUCAGCCCGAGAAUUGGCAUAGAUGUUUCAAGUGUUUCUGGACGACUGAGAGCAUUGGUACGAUAGUAAAUUGAUUUGUGAAUAAUACAUAGAUGGUACAUAUGUCUAGCUAUUAGUCGUUAGAAGAAGGAGAUGGAAACACCCUUCAUUAACUAUAUGUAUAUAACGUCUUUUCACGUCAUUUUCGAUGUAAGGAAAUGGAUGUUGACUGAUUUUCGACUUAUCACCAACAUCUCGGCUGUUACAGCUCAUAUGUUA
Molecule: messenger RNA, 1052 nt
Organism: Hordeum vulgare subsp. vulgare (domesticated barley)
Lineage: Eukaryota; Viridiplantae; Streptophyta; Magnoliopsida; Poales; Poaceae
Product: transcription factor bHLH162-like
Exons: 3
Coding region: 225-860 (211 amino acids)
Biological process (GO): regulation of transcription by RNA polymerase II
Cellular component (GO): RNA polymerase II transcription regulator complex
Molecular function (GO): DNA-binding transcription factor activity, RNA polymerase II-specific; RNA polymerase II transcription regulatory region sequence-specific DNA binding; protein dimerization activity
Source: RefSeq, a predicted model, not a curated record